AUGGCGCCAAAGCAGCUUACGGACUGUCCGGAAAAUCUCCGGGAGUCCAUCGACUGGUUGAUCCAGGUUAGGCAUGGGAAUGGUGGUCAAGGUCUUAACAACUUGGCUGAUGCUUUGAAAACGUUGAUUACUGAGGCUAUUAACAAUGCUGCUACGAGCCUUAUUGAAAGGAAAAGACAACUUGAGUGCCCUUCAAAAUACUGGGAACGUGACUCCUAUUGUAGCAAGAAGCAGUCUGACAUUGACAAAGAGGAAGAUAAAUCUAAAAAGUCCAAACUUAAAAAAGAAAAGGAUGAUCACUACAACGAGGUUCAUUACCUUACUGAGGAUGCCAGACAAAGCGCCUUGGAUGAUAUUGAUGCCCGCCGCAUCUCUCUUGGUCAGCUUGCUGGACAGCUUUCGGGUUUAAUUGGUGGGAGUGAGGAAGUUAAAAAGGCUAUUGUGAAUGGUUUGCACAGUAAUGUAACUCAGCUUGAAAAGCUUUUGAAAACAUCUUGCGGAGGGGAGGGGUGUUGUAACUAUAAUGAUGUUAAAAAUAACCUUAAUGAUGUCAAUGAGAAGCUUAAAAAUCACCUUAAAGAGGAACAAAAAACCUCUGAAAAUCUUACUGUAAUCCUUUCUAAGUGCAAGUUAAAUGGUCUUGAUGGUCCCUUAAAAGAGCUUAAAGAUGCAAUUACUGAGAAAAUUGAGAAGCUUAAUAAAGAUAUUGAGAGCCUUAAAAAAGCAGAUAAAGAUGCUAAACAACGCAAUGAAACUCCUCAAAAUGCCUCUGAAAUUGUCAAGUUUAAUAAGGAUCUUCAGUCUCAUAAUGCUUCCAAGAGGUCUCUUGAGACACUGAAAGAGCUUUGUGGAUAUGCUGGGAAAAUUCAAAAAAAUCAUGAAAAUCCUAAAAAGCUUUUAGAGAGUCUUUGUACAGGCCUCGAAAAAUUUCUCGGCUACCAGGAUGGUAAUUACACCGGAGAGGGAAUUGUGUACUCGGACCUUGACAGGCUGUGUGACGGGGUGAUGGCGUUCUUGCACGGGGUGCUCAGUGGAGUGAAAGAUGAUAAUGUUGUGCAGCAUUAUGACACUGAUAAUAACAUUGGUGAUGCGAUUAACACUAUUAAGGAAAAAAUGCAUAAAAGUAAUGGAUUGUCUGAGGCCAUUCAUGCUGUUACCGGGGCGCUGCGGGAGUGGGAUGGUGAGGUUGGGAAGCGAACCGAGGAAGUGAAACAGAAAUUUGAUGUUAUUAACAUCAAACAUCUUGAGGAAAAUGCUCAGGGAUUUAAAAAUGCAUUAGCCUUACUUAACGACAUCAAUCAUAAUAAUUCUGAUAAUGUUGCAACCAGGUUGGGGAACUGUAUCAAUGAAGCGAAGAACCUUUCCGCAUCAUUCGAUGCCGCGAAGAAGGCGUACUACAAGCUUGAUCUCGGCCUUCGUAAGAAGCUUCAGGACUCUGUGCGUAGUGCCGAAGUGCAAGUUAAGGCCUUCGUCGCCGCUGCACAAAAUGAUGAAUUGAGGGGGUUGUUGCAGUGCAGUGAAAAUGAACUAAAGAAGUUGGAAUUUGAAGUAAAUCGCUAUGCUGAGGGCUGUGUAAAACAUAUGCAGGGCAGAAUACAUUACGAAUUUCAAGAACAAAUUUACAAGCCAAUAAAAAAUGUCAAUGAGGAAUUAGAGAAGAUAUACAAGCAUCUAAGCGCAUGGAUUGGGUCGUCCAAGGAAGUUGUAGACAAGGCUUCAGGUAAGUGUGAUGAUAUACUUAAGAAGGUGGAUAAAAAUAAAAGUCCUGAGAUUUUUAGGUCCGCCACAACUUUAAAAACUAAAGCGGAGGAUCUCCGGCAGGCGGCGAUUGCUGCCAGAGAUGAAGUUGCCAAAAAUGUGCUGGCAGCACAGGAACAAUUAAGGCUUUUGGAAGAUGCGGUGAAGUUUGACUUGAAUAAUGUGAAAGUGGCGCUUCAAAUGGGAAUUGGGGAUUAUAUGAAGACGCAGUUGCUAGAGGAUAUUAAGACGAAGGUUGGUAAGAUUACCGGUACGGGAGGUAAGAAUGGUUUAACUGAUAUUGUGAAAAAAGUACAAAAGUACGCGGCGAAAUUCGAAGAAGAUGCACCGCAUGGUUUUGAGACAAUAGUUCAGGAUUGGAUUGAUGAGAUUUUAAAUGAGGAGCCAGCUAGUGGGUGGAUUAAGGCGUACGUUAGCAAGAAUAAGAGCAGUUUGGACCCAAAAUAUACGAAGGACGAUGACGAUAAUACAGACUUAAAUGAAAAAAUCGCAACUGUAAUAAAGGGGGAUCUUAGCAAAGAAAUUACCAACGCCGUAAAAUCAUACAAAUAUGUCAACCUCGACGGCAGCAUUAAACAAUGUGUUACCGCUGUUCAGCUCGUCUGCAGGACAUUUGCCAGUGCAAUUGGAGAAAGGAUUAAGACGGAAACCAAAAUAAGGCCACUAGUCACCACGAUAGUUGGAAAUAUUGAAAAAUACCCGGAUGGUAUAUUUGAUAUCACGGGUAAGCCUACUAAUGAUACAAAUCUCACGUAUGCCAUCCGUUACGCCCUAUACGAACUAGUCGGUGUGGCAAGAAAAGCCGGCUGGGAUGUUGGGUCGUUCACUGGCGACAAUGGAUCCGAACUCGACAUCGGCAAAGUAAAUGACGCCCUUGGUGUCGCAACGACUCUUUCUGGCAAUCUUACAACGGCGACCGACCGAGAAACUGCCGGCGCAGCCGAUCCUGCCUAUGAUGUCAAUAAGAGGAUUGGAGAUAAGAUUAGUGAACAAUUGCCGGGUGACAGUGCAAAAGAGAUGGACCUUAAAAAUUUUACAUCCUCCUUCACCAGGGGCCUAGACGGGAGGGAAACCAAGAAAGAAGCCCUUCAGACAGCAAUCGGUUAUAUCCAGAAGCACUUGGUUGAUGUUGCUCUGAAAUCCAUCGGUGAGAAUGCCGGUUCCGAUAGAAUAGAUAACAAUACCUUCACGGAACCCUUUAAAAAAAUUGAACAAGAACUCACAGAUCUUACGAAUUUGGUCAAUAGCAUAGACUCAAGCAUAACGUCGACAGAGAAAAAAGGCGUCAAAAGCCUUCUGAACGAAUUGAAAGAUAUGCUCACACAGGACGAUGCAAAAGGUCACUACAAACUGACACGUGGUCUCACCAAAAUUAAGACAGACAUCUUGGGGGUCCUGGGAACUUCAAUAAACGAUAUAAUUCCGAAUAAUAAGCAUAACCUAAAAGUAAUUCUUCGAGAUGCCACCAAAUUUUACACCACCGUUAUCCAAGUGCAGGCAGAUGCGGCCACAAAAAGUAUCCAAAAAUUCGUCGAAGCUGAGGUCAAAAUUAGAACCGAAAACAUUCAAAAGAAGGCUAAAGAUGAAUACAUAGAGAAAAUAGAUCCAAAGUUCAGAGAUAUGAAAUCCAGGGUAUUUGCCCGUAUUAAUGACAUUAAAGAGAUUAUUGAUGAAGAUUUAAAAUCAGGCAUUAAGGGCCUGAUGAAAAAAUUGCGAGGCAAUUGGAAUCUUCCUGCCGGUGAAAGGAUUCCGGGUUUUCAAAAUUCUGGUGAUUUGCUUGCAGCACUCAACAUUGAUACAAUUCUGAAACCGUCGGAAAAAUUUACCACUCUGUCACAGAUCUUUAAACACUACUUGGAUCUAAUUUUAGGCUACAUUAUUCAGGACGUCGAAAGACUAUUCUCGACCAUACCCCUUCGUUCCGACCAGCCUAGAACGCUGCAUACCUAUCGGUCUGAGGUAGAAAAAAUUAAAAGCGAGGUGGGGUUUUUACUUGAACAUCUCAUAAAUGACGCAAAUAAAAAAUACAAUUUCGACCACACCUUCUGCGAUUCACUUUAUUCACUGAACGAUGCAGUAAGUCGCCUGUCGCCUGCAAAAUUCGGCGCAACAUCCUGCGUCAUCUUAGACGCGCUUAGGAGCGGCGUUGUUGGGUUAACCAAAGAAUUAGAUAAGGCGUAUGUUAAUAAAUACUCUGAAUCCAGUGGAAUUACUUGGAAGGAGAUUCGUGGUCUCGGGGAAAAAACGAAACUAACAGUUGACGGCCGCAACUGCGCCAAGGUCUGCCUGACCAUACUGGAGGGGCUGAGAAAAGAUCUGCUUGAUUUGCCAAAUGUAUCUACUUCCAAUAAAGACAGGCAAAUUCAUUUAGGCAUGGUGGAAAAGCAGGUCACAAAACCAGCCAAAUCAGCAGCGAAGGGAGACGCUGAGAAGAUUAAGAAUCCCCUCGGCGUUUGGUUGACCAACCGUGGUUACCGUGUAGCCAGCGAAGGAAACAAUGAAGAUGGGGAGCUGCGGAAUGAAACAAAGUUCACGGGUGAGAAAAUUAAGAAAGAUUUGCUUGACCAAAAAAUUAGGGGGGCUUCGAGCAUCGACGUUCUAACGACGUGGAGGCCAAAUAAAAAAGACAGCGGCUUUAAUCUCUUCGACAUUGCCGAUUUCCUCCGCGAAUAUUUUCGAAAGUACUAUGACGUAUGCCAGCAUAUUCAUAUCGACAAGCCCACGUCACCUUCUAAUAUCUAUCAAAUGCUUUGCUGGCUGUCCGGCCUUCGGUUUAAUCCGAUGCUUAAGAAACUGGAUGAUCAGUUUAAUGGACUGUUUAAUAAGGAGAAUAAGCAGUUACAUAUAGCCGUUCCAGAUCCAAAGCACUACAUGAGUGAAUUAACUCUUAAACCUGGUACCUUAUCCACCCAACUCGAGCAAGUUUGCUUACUCUCGCAACUUGUAUUAGUCGCCAUACAAGGACAUGGUCACGCCGAAGGGCGUUACGCCUGUGACUUCCGCACAAACUUAGACAAUUUGUUAUAUCCCUCUAGCCCUGGCGCGUGUUUCGACAUGCUUUUAGAUAUAUUGAGUAGGGUAUUUCAUCAGAUGCGUUUCGUAUAUAGCCAGUGUAAAAACGGUCCCGGUAGUAGCGGUUGGGCUGAUUGCUGGUACGGCCAGGGAGUAGGCGGGUCAGGUUGGAAGUGCAACGCCAUCCAGUGUCCUGGCCAACAAGGUGACCAAAAGCAUAACCAAAAGUGCGACCAAAUGUGUACUCAAAAGUGUGGCCAAAAUGUUAUGUGCGGCAUAAAGUCGCCGCUCCAGUCGUUCCUCGAGGACGGCCUGGUGGGCUUCCUGCCUCACCCACUUACCAAUGUUGGCUGUGGAGUAAAGUGUUCCCUUGGCAAUCAUAGAGGCCAACCGUGCAAAACGCCUAUGGGAUUUACCGAUAUUAGCCACAUGGCGUCGCAUACGAAAACAGGUGAUCACCUUAUAAAAGCACUUAACGAUAUCUGUGGUGACGCAGGCAAACCGCUUAGUAAACUUUGCAGCUACUUCACAUGCAUAUUACAGCAGACUCCACAGACAUUGUGCAACAUGUUUGCAUUUUACCACCGAUUCCUUAAGCACUGGGAUGGCAACGGUAAAUAUUCGGUGUAUGAGCGGACUGCAUUUGAUGAAGCCGUCCGAAAUGCCAACUUCGGAAUUGCCGAAACGAAACUGGACAUUACAUCCAUUCAGAAAUACAGUAAUCAUAAUAGCAAUGCGCAUGACAAAGGUGAUCUGUUCAGCCUUCUUAUAUGUGAUAAAAAUGAAAAUCCAACUGCCCCCUGUGGUCCCUAUUUGCAGUCCAUCAACACUGACAUUCGCGGCACAUUCUCCAAGGAGCACGCCGACAAAUAUCUCUCGUGGACCGUGUAUAUAACAGAAACGUUUUACGAUCUUCUUAAGAAAAUGUAUGAUGACUGCUGUAGCAAGUGUAAAAAGCCUGGCAGCAGGUGCUACGAAAAGUGUUGUAGCGACAAGUGCCCGGUGAAAGUUGUUUAUGACUCCAUCGAGUCCAAAAGUGAAAACACCGCGUCCACUAAAUUCACUAGUGAGAAACAUGAUACGUCUUGCCAUUCCAUUGUGAAAUGCCCGAAUAUACAUCCAACCAUGUACAAAUUCGGUUUUACCUUCUGGAGUGCAGAUAAAUUGAGCGGUAGUUACGGACCACAAACAAGACGUACAUGCAAAGAUUUCUGCAAAACAUUAGAAAAGGUCGUAAAAGAAGGCAACGUUCUAUAUGACUUAAGAAAAGUUCAUAUGGACAUUCUUAUCCCUCUGGUCCCUCUCUUUGCUCUACCUGCUGCACAUCACCGUCGUCCGCCUCGACGUCCUGAGGAUACGCUCCCACCUGCGCUCGCCCUCAAGCCACCGCAUCGCCGCGCAGUCGCUCCUCGCCGUUGCAAGGGUUGGGAAAAUUGCCAACGUCAAGUACUUCUCACCAUAAUCUUGCCUCCAUUCACCAUCUACAAGUCACCACCUAGCCCACCCAGCUCACCUAACUUGCAACUCAGUAGUCAAUGUAGCAACCACAUACAUGACUCGCAAGCUAAUACGUGA
Molecule: messenger RNA, 6345 nt
Organism: Babesia ovata
Lineage: Eukaryota; Apicomplexa; Aconoidasida; Piroplasmida; Babesiidae
Exons: 2
Coding region: 1-6345 (2114 amino acids)
Source: RefSeq, a predicted model, not a curated record